Molecule: messenger RNA, 15755 nt
Organism: Drosophila obscura
Lineage: Eukaryota; Metazoa; Arthropoda; Insecta; Diptera; Drosophilidae
Product: probable E3 ubiquitin-protein ligase HERC2
Biological process (GO): protein ubiquitination
Molecular function (GO): ubiquitin-protein transferase activity; protein binding; metal ion binding
Source: RefSeq, a predicted model, not a curated record
AUGUGCCAUGUUGUUGUUGCUGCUGUGACUGCUCGUCCAAAGCCUGUGGGUGUGGGGCAGUGGAACGGGCAGUGCCGGACAGUCACUCGGGCAUGGGCACAGGCUUCAGGCCUGGGCACGGGCUCGGGCUCAGGCCGGGAACGUCCCCAGGCCCACGGUUCAGGUUCUGGUGCUGGUUCGGGCUCUGGUACCACCACCACCACCACCACCAGCAGCACCGCCAACGCCCCCACACCCUCACCCGAUCUCUAUCUUCGCGUACCCUAUCUGGACGGCAAAUGGCUGCGCGCCGAUCUCAUUUCGUCCCCGCGCAACGCCUCCGAGGGCGCAGUGCUGUGGAAUCACUUGAUCCCGGACUGCGAACUGGUCUCCUCACCCUCGGCCGCCCUUGUGAAUGCACGCGGCCAGCUCUCCUACCUGGGGGACAAUGGCAAGCACUACUGCGGUCCCCAGCAGCUCAAGUGCUCCUGCUGCCAGCCAGGCUGCAGCCCCCUGUCCGCCUGCAACUGCGACAGCUGCCGGCCCCUGGACUCGGACACGGCCAUCAAGAAGCUGACCUCAGCCACCACCCAGCAGCAGCCCGCCCACAGCAGCCAAGCCACCAAUCUGAUUCUCAGCAGCUGGCUCUGGAGCCAGCCGCCUGUGACCACCGAACAGGACUGCCAGCGCACACUGAUCGCCGAGCUGCAGGAACUGGCACUGCAGGCAGCCGGCAACUUCCCCGCCCAGCAUGUGCGGCAGCAGCUCAUCUGCGAACGCUGCUAUGUGGCCCUGAAGCGCCAUCGCCAGCAGUCGAGCAGCAGCAGUAGCGCCGCCAGCGGCACAGCCAACGCCAUCGCCAUAACAACGACCAUAAGCAACGCCGUGGCAGGUGCUGCAGCUGCUCCUGCCCCAGGAGGCGGAUCAGCCGGAUCGUGCCGCCUGGGACUGGCACGCGUGGCCACGCGAGCGGCACUCAACUUUAGUUUUGCCUUCCUGCGUCGUGCCUGGCGCUCGGGAGACACGGAGAUGUGCAGCGAAGUUGUGAGCGAGGCGCUGGAGUCGCUGCAGGAGCUGCCCGAGGCGACGCUCUUCGAGGCGGCCGAAGUGUCGCCGCUCUGGAUGAAAGUGAUGGAGCGCUAUAAGUUCCUGCGCCUGGUGGCCCUCGGGGAUCAUGGAGGCCAUUGUACGGCGCCGCUGAACAAUCCCACAGCCCUCUGUCUGCUGCUGGAGCUUGGCGUGCAGAAGGGCACGUUGGCCGCCAGCCUCGAGUGUGUCAUGCUGCUGCUGGUGCUCUGGGAGAAGGAUAAGGCGGGCAACGACAACCGGGACAUGCACAGGAAGACGGGCGCCCCGUUGCUGCGCAUUCUGCAGCGCUACCAGCGGAUCGGACACACAGCCAAGGCUGGGGGUCUGCCAAGCGGCGAGUCCUUGUCGCUGCCGGUGGCGAGCGCCACCGAGACCUUUCUGCGGUUCCUCAUGCUGCCGAGCGGUGCGGCGAUUGUGGAUCUUCAUCGUGCCGCUGUCGUCAUAAUUUCCCACUUGGAUCAGCUUGUCCAGCCGCUAAUGCCGCGAUGUCUCCCCGCCGGAACUAUGCUCGUCCACUCUCAUGCCAGCGCCAGCGCCAGCAGCAGCUGCAACUCAUCCUCGCCCCGACAGCGGGUCUAUGCUCUGGGCUGGCCCGGCCUGUUCAAGGAGCGGCACGGCUUCAAUGCCGAGCCAGCCCUGAGCUGGAGCAGCAAUCCCUCCACGCUGCCGCUGCUCAACUGCAAGUUCCCAGGUGCAGCAGAUAGUCUGCAGCGAGAGCACGUGCUCAUCCUCAGCGAGAAGGGGAAGCUUUGCCGCUGGCGGAUAUUCGAGCCGGAGACGGAGCCGCAGCUGCUGGAGGAGAUCGCCCACGAGACGAUUGUCAGCAUUGCCGCGCACUGCGAGGGCCGCCACUUUAUGGCCAUCGAUAUUAAUCGUAACGAUGGCGAGGAUCAUCGCCUGGGGCAUGGCAACACCCAUGCCCGGUCCACGCCCGCCAAGAUCACCACACUGGAUCGAUGCGUGAAGGCUGUGUUCUGCGGCUGCUCCUACAGCGCGGCCAUCACCUGCAGCGGCAACCUGUACACCUGGGCGGGCGCCUACGCCCGGCUGGGGCAUGGCAACUCGGACGACCAGCCGCUGCCCACCGUUGUGCUGGCCCUCACCGAGCACGAAAUCAUCGAUGUGGUUGGCAGUGGCAACGCCAUUCCCUGUGCCUCACCUCCAAGGGUCAUGUAUGCCUGGGGCGAUGCCGACUACGGCAAGCUGGGCAAUGGCAUGAACGGCUCCAUGUCGCCCGUGCUGGUGGAAUCGCUGCCCAAAGUGCAGCGCGUCUUUGCUGGCGCUCAGUUCUCGCUGGCCCUCACCAAUAGGCAGCUCUACAGCUGGGGCAAGGCCGGCUGUCUGGGCCAUCAGCUGGUGGAGCGGAGUGCGCAAUGGUGCAGCGUACCCAGACUGAUCAGCGGUUUGCAGCGUAAAAGAAUUGUCGAUGUAGCUGUGGGCAUCCCGCUGAUUGGCCCUCUCAGCUGCGGGGAAGUAUUCGGCUGGGGACGCAACGACAGCCAACAGAUAUGUCCUUCCUCCGUUUCCGGUGAGCCGCUGCUGCGCAUGCCCGCUACUGGUGGCCCUGCCACGCUGGCGAGCGGUGUGGCCUGCACCGGCCAGAGCUUGAUCUGGACCCGAAGCAGCCGCCAGGGUGUGCCCGCUGCGCUCCCCUUUGUGAUUGCCGGAGAGCCGACAUUCCGGCUGCUCGACCAGCUCUUGAGCGUUAGCAGCCAGGACAACCGGCAGACGCCCACAGAGUCCGAGUGCAUAGCCGUCGCCUGUCUCAAUCUCGUGCGGCUGCAGCUGCUAGCGCUGAUCACCAAUGGCGUGGAGCCGCGCCAGGUGGGCCUGGCCAGUGGCGGCCGGCUGCUGGGCAGCCUCAAGAGCCGCAUCCUGAGCCUGGCGGGAGGUAGUCAAGUGCUGCGCACCAUCCAAGUGGCCACCGAGCAGGCCCUGCAGGGUGAUGAUCCUCUGGAUCCCGAUGGAUGGAGUGUGUUGCCGACGGCAGCGGAGCGUGCCCAGACAUCGACAUCGCUGCUGCCUCGGAGCCGAGCAGGCCUCCUGCUGGGCCACCGUUUCAUGACGGAUCUGCUGGUGAGCUCCCUGAUGGCCGAGGGUGGACUGGAGUCGGCGCUGCAGCAUGCCAUACGUCUCGAGAGCCGCUCCUAUGCAGCUGAGUGCAUGGACGGGAUCGAUCUGCCGCUGAUGCAGCUGAUCACGCGGCUGCUGGGCAACAAUGCGGCCCUCACCCAGACGCGUUUCGCGCCCACCCUGGGCGGCAAGCAGCAGCAGCGUCUGCUGCAGCGUCGGCAGCAGGAGAAGAAGAGGAUAGGGAGCAUCGCCAUGCAGGAACCCAGCACAAGUCCCAGUCUGAGUCUGUUGCAUCGCUUCCAGCGCCUGCUGCUGGCCCACAUCAUCAGGCCGAUCGAGGAGGAUACCACGGGCGCCGAGGCGCUGCUCGACCAAUAUUGCACAGCCUGAUCCCCGCCUGCGUGGCCACGCUGCCAGCAAGCCCACGAACUGGCCCUGCAGUGCCGGAUGCAGGCGAUCAUCCCCCAGCCAGCAGGCGCGUCACCUAACGCGCAUCCUCAGGCGGACAUCUCCGAUGCGCUGCUGCACGAGCUGCUGGUGGGUCUGGUGCUGCUGAAGCACGACCGACCCCAGUGCCUGGGCAGCCUGCGCUGGUCGCGACUCUUUCUGCCCCCUCGCAUCCUGGACAGGCUGAAUCGAGCGCUCGGCGAGGGCGAGCUGCGCGAUGGCGACAACAUGGGCUGGCCGGGUAUUAUCUCCCGUGGCGGACCCGAAGGCGGACCCCCGCCUGCCGAUCCGGAGACGCACUAUGUGACAUCCGGUAUGGAGAACCAGCUGCUCGACGGCAGUCGCUGCAUCGUUCUGACGGGCUAUGUCUGUGACCUGAGCAGCUACCAGCUACAAAUGGAGACGCUGAAAGGCCUGCUGAACACGGGUCUGGGCAAGGAUCUAACAGCGGAGAUGAGCAGCCAGCAGGCGCACAGGAAUGCCAUGGAGCACGUCCUGCAGCAUCACAAGCUGGGCAAAUACAUGGCCCAGGCCACCACGAGGAGAAGGUCAAUCCCCUGCCCCCAACGACUCACCCACUUCAGUUCGGAGUGCACGCUGGCCCAGCUGCUGGGCAUUGUGGCCGAUCUGAUCUGCAGCGGUCCCGCGCUGCAGCCGGCAGAGCUGCAGUGCCGCCAGCUGGACGACGCGCUGCUGAGCAGCGGCCUGCAGCUUCAGCCCGGCAAUCCCUUUGACGAGGAGAAGGGCGAGGCGCGCAGCAGUCUGCCGAAUAGCUCCCACGGCACGGCCGGCAACGCCACGGAGCAGCCACCGGCCACCACACUGCAGCCGCUGGGCAUGCAGCCCCUUCAGACCCAGCAGCUGACCCAGCAGCCGCCGCCAGCCAAAUCACAGCUGCGGCGGCGCGCGGAUGGCUUCAUCAGUGGCCUGGCCGAGCGGCUCAGCGAGCCACCGGUAGCCGCCUGGCUGGCGCUCACCGAGCGCUGCUGCAAGGCCCACAAUCUGAUGUGGCAUCAGGAGUUUGCCACCGAGCAUCCCAUCCAGGAGCUGGAGCGUCUGCUGAGCGCCGUGCUUCGGCGUCGGUAUCUGGGCGCAAUGGUGGUGAUUGCCUCGAGGAUUGCGCGUCGGCACCGCCAACGACAGCGGAUGAAGAGGGAUGUGCCGCCACAGGACAUCCCCGAGCAGCUGGGGGAGAUCAUCCAGCUGGUGCAUCAGGCCAAGUGGUCGGUGGUACGGACACGACAGCAGCAGAACCGCAGUAGGAAAGUAUGCGCCCCCAUACUGGAGCGUCUGCGAUUUCUCUUGUACGAGGUGCGGCCAGCCAUCAGUCCGCAGCAGCGGGUGCAUCGUCUGCAGAUUCUGCAACGGCUGCCGCGAUUCCGUUUGCUGGUGCGACGCCUGCUGCAGGACUACUGCGCUUCGCAGCAGUCAGCAAGGGAAGAUCUGCUGAAUGCCACAUUCAACAGCGAGCAGGAAAAGAAGCCGCCACCGCCACUGGCAACGCCGCCGCCGAGCAGCAGCAGCAACACAGCACCUGCUCGACGCUCAACGACGAAAGAUCAUGGCGAGGGCGAGCUGGAUGGCGUGCUGAUGCAGGACAUUGUGGACUUUGCCCUACAGGACAGCUGCGACGUGGAGACGGCCCGCCGGGCCGUGUGCUGCCGGAUGCAGCGCUUUCAGCUGCGUCUCGCUGGCCUCCAGCUGGUGCGGCCUCUUGAGCUGCACGGCCUCCUGGCAGCCCGAUACAGUCUCCUCAAUGGGUUCCUUGGCCUUCAUCUGAAGUCGUCCCCAUUCUGCAGCAGCAGCAACAGCAGCAGCGUCGGCAGCAGCAGGAGGAUCGGAUCCGGAUCAGGCAGCUCGCUGCAUGCUCUGGGGCAACUGAAUAUGGUCACCUAUCAGAAGGCCAGGCUGCUGCUCUCCCAGGCUCACGUCCUGGACUGGGCCGUGCACAAACUGCGGCGUCUGGUCAACCAGGAGCAGCAGGGCUCGACACGCGCAGGGACAGCUCCCGACCUGAGCACCUAUGUGCUGCUGAAACGCUCUGCCGCGCGCCCGCUUCUCCUGAGCGUGUUCGGUCUGCUGGCCAAGGAGCUGGGCCCCAACGAGCUGGGACUGCUGAUCAACUCGGGCCUGCUGGGCACGGUGCUCGGCCUGCUGGCGCAGACGGGCGGCGAGGGCGUGGCCGGCGGGCAGCCCAACACCGAGCUGACUGUGCUCUACAAGGACAGUGUGAUGAAGCAGAAGUGCAGCAAGGCGCAGCUGAGCCCCGAUCUGGCCAAACUGAUGAAGAUCGGCAGAAUUGUACGUGGCUCGGACUGGAAGUGGGGCGACCAGGAUGGCAAUCCGCCAGGCGAUCGCAUCAUCAGCGAGGUGGGAGAGGAUGGGUGGGUGCGCAUCAAAUGGUACAACGCCACCAAUCUGCGCAUGGGCAAGGAGGGUCAAUACGAUCUGCAGCUGGCCGACGCCCUGAAUGUCGCCUCGCCCACAGAGCCGGAACGCGAAGAGCUGGCCGGCGUUGAGGCGUCGCCCGCAGCGAGUCCCAUCCCUUCAAUUGUUGCGCCACUGUGCGCCAAGCUGCUGCAGAUACUGGCCGUGGGCAGCGGCCUGCAUGGCGCCUACUUGGACAGGCAUGCGCUGAGGGGCGUCACCUGCAUGUUCCGGGCGAUAGUCGAUCCGAAACCGGCCAGAGACGUAGCCAACUCGCUGGGCUGGCUCAAUCUGGGCUUCAUACGAGCCAUCACAGGUGACUGUCGGCGUCUCUGUCUGGAGCUGAGCACACCCGGCUGGCGCCACUAUCUGGAGCUGUUGGAACAGCCGGCGGGCAGCGAGGCGGGCGUCUACAGGCAGCUCACCGCUGCUGCUCUGCUGCAGUGCAUUGUGGCCAGAAAAACGGAGGAGGAGCCGCGCAUGGGCAGCCUGGCGCAGCUGUUUUCCACACUGGGCCGGAUUGCCCUGCACUGUCCCGGCGAUGUGACGCUGCAGCCGACGGCCGAGGGUAAGGCACGCGUGCUGCUAACCGCCUCCCAUUCAGGCAGUGUGGCGAGAGCUGGUCUGCUGCUGCGUCGCCUGCACACGCUGCCACACUGGAAUGCGGUAAUCAAUUCGUUGGCCCAGAAGCUGUGCGUGGCCGCCGAGCUGCUGGGCGAACAGAAUGCCAGCGGCUCGCUGGACAGCGAACCGAUCUUUGUCCUCGGCGUGCUCAGUACCAUGGGCGGCUGUGAUCUGCGUCCGCGCAUGGGGACUGCAUCUGCUGUCAACGAGGGCAGCCACAUGAUCAUUGCCAGCUUUACGCACAAGGGUAGAUGCCUGCUGGCAGCCGCCACCCCAGGAAGGAUCGCCACGGGCAGCGGCAGCGGUACCGUGGGGGUUCGUGAAGGUGCCGCUGUCUCUCUGAUGCCACAUCUGGACCACAGUGUCAGCUUGAGCGCCCUGCCCAUGAACGAGAUGCUGCUGAAUGCCUGGACGGUGCUCCUGUACGGCCCCGCGACGGAGGCGCGCGAGUGUCGCCCGCCAGCGAAUGGCUCGGCGGAGGGACGCCUGGAUCUGGGCCAUCUGCGGGCACAGCAGCUGCAGCUGGCCGUGCUGCACACGAACGGCGUGCUCUAUCGCCACCAGGCGGCACUGCGACGCAUCCUCCGGCAGCGGGCGCCGGGCAUCUACGCGGCCCAAGAGGAGGAGGAGGAGGAGCACUCGGAGCGGGAGCAGGAGCAACAACAGCAGCAACAGUACAGUGCAGCAGCAGAGAGCAGCGGACGAGGCGGACAGGAGGCGCAGCUCCUGAUCCAAUGCAUCCUUCUGAGAGCCACCCCCUCGCCCGUACGGGCCUGCUACACCUACACAGAUCUCUCGACGGCUGCCCUCAACUGUGUGCAGUCGCUGGCCAGCCAGGCCCACCUCGAGCUCAGCGAAAGCGAGGCCGAAGGCUCGGCACCCAGCCCCGCCCUGGCCACACCGCCACAGCCGACCAUGGUGCACGGCGUGCCCGUCUACAAUGUGUUUAAGAUGGUGACGGCCACGAAGGAGGCUGCUGCCACCAAAUGGCCCUCCCAGGUGGCGGCCACCGAUGCGGAGCUCAUCAAUCAGAUCAUGGACAUGGGCUUCCCCAAGCGAACGGUGGAGCUGGCCCUCGAGCAGCUGUCGCUGCAGGCGGAGAUUAUGCCACCCGAGCAGAUUGUCCAGUGGACCGAGCAUCCGGAUGUGUGCGAUACCAUCGAGGAGGAUCCCCUGCCCCAGGGCAGUGGUGGGGCCAGCCACGAUCCCGAGGCAGACUCCGACAAUGAGUCGCCCAGCAGUCUGUCCAGCAGCUCCUCGGCGAAAUCCUCAGCCUCCUCGGACACCGUUGAGGGUCAGCCGGGAGCCAAUGCGGCCGCCGCCGCCGCCUCCGGUGUCGUUGCAUCGCCGCCACCGGUGAGAUUUGAGUCGCGCAAGGAUUUCCAGACGGCCGAUCACUAUGCGCUCUAUGUGCGCGGCCUGGUGCGUCCGGUGACGGUGCGCUGCUGCCGGGACUUCGAGGAGAUCAAACAGGGCGACAUGGGCACCGUGCUGAUCGUGGACACCGAGGGACUGCGAGAUCUCAACGUGCAGGUGGACUGGCGCAAUCACGGCAGCACCUAUUGGGUCUGCUUCGUGCACAUCGAGCUGGUCGAUCCGCCCCUGGGCUCUGGGCUGCUGCGCGGCUGCGAUCCGAUGUCCGCCCACCACCUGCUGCGUCCGUCCGCCGCAAUUGUGGUGGGUGCUCAGGUCCGGCCGCGCUGCUCCGCCCGCUACGGCGUCUUCAAUCAGGAUGCGGCUGGGCCGCACACAGCGCGUGCCCGGCGUCGUGACGGCGAGUCGCGGAAACAGCUGACGGUGGACUUUCCCGACCAGCCCGCCUGGCAGGGGCACAUCAACGAUGUGGAAAUGGUGGCCCUGCCACCCACACCGGCACCCAUUGCCGCCGAUCUGCAGAGCGCCCAGGUGGCGCCCAGUGACUUGAGAGACUGGAGCCGCUGCAUACGCUCGCUGACGGUCAGCUCGAAUGAGGCGGCGGCCAAGCAUCUGCUGGACGGCAUCGGCGAGACGUGGCAGAGCUGCUCGAGCGGGCCGUGUCGCCACUGGAUACGCCUGGAGCUGCACGACCGGAUACUGGUGCACAGCCUGGCGCUGCGCGUGAGUUCGAGAUUAUCGCACAUGCCCUCGCUGCUGGAGAUCCGUGGCGAGUGCGUCGACAGCCUCGAAGAGUACACGUGGAUACCGGUGCCCGCGGGCAGUCGGGUGCUGCUCAUGCAGCAGGUGCCCACCUACCCUCCCUGGAUCGAGAUCGUGGUAAAGCAGUGCCAGAACAACGGCAUCCAGUGCAAGGUGCACGGCCUGCAGUUCGUAGGGCGGCGCCAGAAGCCCGAUCUGCACCACAUGCUGGCCAAUGCGCAGUUCCUGGCCUGCGAAUACAAUGGCCCGGCGGGAGCGACGGCAGGCCCCGCCAGCGUCUCCUGCACGGCUCCGAACACGGAAUGGUGUCUGCUCCGGAUCCCGGAUCUGCCCUGCACCGUGAUGGUGUGGGGCCUGAACGACAAGGAGCAGCUGGGCGGCCUCAAGGGCUCCAAGGUGAAGGUGCCCCAUUUCUCGCAGACCAUCAGCCGGCUGCGUCCCAUCCACAUAGCCGGCGGCUCCAAGAGCCUCUUCGUUGUUGGGCAGGACCGCAAGGUAUGCGCCUGCGGCGAGGGCACCAACGGACGCCUCGGCCUCGGCGUCACACACAAUGUGCCGCUGCCGACCAGCUGCCGGUGCUGCAUCAGUAUGUUCGUCAAGAAGGUGGCCGUACACUCGGGCGGCAAGCAGCUCGCCCUCACCCUGGACGGCAAGGUGUUCUCGUGGGGCGAGGGCGAGGACGGCAAGCUCGGCCACGGCAACAGGACGACGCUGGACAAGCCGCGACUGGUGGAGACGCUGCGCUCGAAGAAGAUCCGUGACGUGGCCUGCGGCUCAUGCCAUUCGGCGGCCAUCUCCAGCCAGGGUGAGCUCUACACGUGGGGCCUGGGCGAGUACGGCCGCCUGGGACACGGCGACAAUGCCACACAGCUGAAGCCCAAGCUGGUGGCUGCCCUGACCGGCAGACGGGUCAUUCAGGUGGCCUGCGGCAGCCGAGAUGCCCAGACGCUGGCCCUCACCGAGGACGGGGCUCUUCUGUGGGGCGACGGCGAUUUCGGCAAGCUGGGACGCGGCGGCAGCGAGGGAUCGGACACGCCGCACGAGAUCGAACGCCUCUCGGGCAUCGGCGUCAUUCAGAUCGAGUGCGGAGCGCAGUUCUCGCUGGCCCUGACGCGCGCCGGCGAGGUGUGGACCUGGGGCGAGGGCGACUACUUCCGGCUCGGCCAUGGCGGGGAUCAGCAUGAAAAGCCGCAGCCCAUUGGCGGCCUGCGCGGACGUCGCGUCAUCCAUGUGGCCGUCGUGCUGCAUUGUCUGGCCGUAACGGACGCCGGCCAGGUGUACGCCUGAGGGACAACGACACGGCAGCAGGGCAGCGGCAACACGUUCGUCAACAAGAAGCCCGCGCUGGUGAUUGGCCUGGACGCGGUGUUCGUGAAUCGUGUGGCCUGCGGCAGCUCAUCGAUUGCCUGGGGCCUGCCGAUGCCACCCUCAGGAGAGAAGCGCGGCCCCGUGCCCUUUGGCAGCACACGCGAUCCGCUCGGCGGCAGCAGUCUGGGCAUCUACGAGGCGGAGGCGGCCGCCGCUGCCGGCGCCCUCAAGCAGGACGCCAAGCCGGCCACACUGACCAGCCUGAGCGAGAGCCUGGCCCUGGAGACGCCAGCCGCCAGGCAGGCGGCCCUCGGUCAUGCUCGCGCCAUGGACGUGCUGCAGGCGCGGCAGCUCAUUGUGGCGGCCCUCACCAGCCACAGCAGGGUGAACUACAAGGAGCGCGGCGAGCAGCGGGCGGGAGCGGCGCAGGAGCAGCGGGCGAAGAGGAUCAGCUGAUGGGUGCCAGCGGCAUGGGAGGGUGCCAAUGCCGCCGGCGAACCGAUAGCCCAGGGCGGCGGAGAGGCGCCCGCAGAUGCCACGGAUGCAGCCCUCCAAAUGGAGCACAGUCCCGACGCCCAAAUCGAAGCCAUAGCAGUGGCAGCCGGUGCAGGAUCUGCCACAGCUACGCUGCCGGCGCCACUGGCUGCCGGACCGCUGAGCGCCUUCCAGAGCCUCACCGGAUCGCUGUCGAUGUCUGGAUCGCUGUCGAGCAGCGCCCUGCCGCCGCAGCACAAACACUCGCGGAUGUCGGCCAGCGCCAUGUCCGUGAUGGCCGCCACCAUGACCCAGCAGGAGGAGAUGCUGGCCCAGAUCAGCCACACGCACGGCCUGGACGACUUUGGCGGGCUGCUGGGCGAGCCGGAGGCCAAGAGCCUCGUGGAGCUGCUGAAGCUGGCCGUGUGCCGCUACGGACCCCCCAGCACCGCCCAGACGAUUGAGACGCUCAUCUCGCUGGGCUCGGAUGCGGCGAUUAGCUCGAUGCUGAUGGAGACAUGCAUCACGGAGCUGGAGGAUCUGUGCACGUCACGGCACUGCCUCGGCAAGCUGCCGAAGCCGGUCAUGCAGGAGAGCAGCCAUCCGUAUGUGGACGAUGUGAAUGUGACCGGAGCGGUGCGGAUACCCGGCGCAGAGAUGCUGCGCCUCGAGUUCGACAGCCAGUGCAGCACGGAGAAGCGCAACGAUCCGCUGGUAAUCACCGAUGCAGCCGGCCGUGUGCUCGCGAUGCGCUCCGGCCGCGAGUUCGCCCACUGGGCGCCCGAAAUCCGAGUGCCCGGCGACGAGCUGCGCUGGAAAUUCACCUCGGACAGCUCGGUGAACGGCUGGGGCUGGCGCUUCUGGGUGCACGCCAUAAUGCCAGCGGCGACGCUCGGCGAGAGCGGCUCGGAUCGCGUGCUGUCGCAGCCAUCGAUGGCGCUGGUCAUGGCGCUGCUGGACUCCCUGGCGCCCAGCCAGCAGGGUGUGCUCAUCCGCCUGGCCUCGGCGCUGGCCGCCUUCCAGCUGGGCGCCCUCACCAGCCAGCGGAUCUGGUCACUGAAGAAACUGCACGCAGUGCUGCUGCUCGACCAGGCGCCCAAGCCGCAGGAUCCCACGCUGGCGGGCAUCCUGCAGCCGCAUCCCGAGCUGUUGCGCCAGUACGAGUACGAGGAGCCGCAGGUCCGUGGCGGCAUCCAUCUGAUGCAUUCGGAUUACUUUGAGACGCUGGCCGCGCUCACCUCUGACAUGCAGCUGGAUGCCUCGCUGCCAGCGCCCGUACUGACAACAACAGCAGCAACAACAGCAGCAGCAAUCUCUGGAACAGCAGCAGGAGGAGCACGCCAACUCAACGGGGAUGGACACAAGUGGGCCUGGUUCAAGCGCUACUGCAUCGCGGUGCGCGUGGCCCAGUCGCUGAUACGCCGCACAGAGCUGCCGCGUCCCUUCUGCCUGGAGGUGCGCAAGAAGUUCGCCGAGAUGCUACCGAUCCAAUCCGUGCCAGCAACACCAGCCAGUCGCACUCCCCCGCUCGCCUCCAUGCUCAACUCGACCACGUCGCUGUCCUACACCGCCAGCAAUUUGACACCGCCGCCGCCACCCAUUCUGCUGGCCGAGCACCAGGAGCACCUGGCCCUGCUCCACUGUCCGUCCCAGCAGCAGCAGCAAUCGGAGUCCUCUUCCCUUGUGCUGUUGCACGAGGAUCACACGCUGUUCCAGGCGCCACACGAUGCCCAGCUGCUGCAGUGGCUCAAUCGACGGCCCGACGACUGGGCGCUCAGCUGGGGCGGAGCCAGCACCAUCUACGGCUGGGGCCACAACCAUCGCGGGCAGCUUGGCGGGCUGAAAAGGGACCAUAAGACACCGACACCCUGCGAGGCGCUCAGCCUUCGGCCCGUGCAGCUGGCCGGCGGAGAGCCCCUGUUCGCCGUCACGCCCGACGGGAAGCUCUUCGCCACCGGCUACGGCUCCGGCGGCAGGCUGGGCGUGGGCGGUGCCGACAGCUGGGCCAUACCCACGCUGCUGGGCUCCCUGCAGCAUGUGUUCGUCAAGAAGGUGGCCGUCAACUCCGGCGGCAAGCACUGCCUGGCCCUCACCACCGAGGGCGAGGUGUACGCCUGGGGCGAGGGCGAGGACGGCAAGCUCGGGCACGGCAAUCGGAUGAGCUACGACCGCCCGAAGCUGGUGGAGCAUCUGAACGGCAUGAAUGUGGCGGACAUUGCCUGUGGCAGCGCCCAUUCGGCGGCCAUCACCGCCAGCGGACACGUCCUCACGUGGGGCGAGGCCGCUCACGGACGCCUGGGACACGGCAACUCAAGGGUCAGCUGCGGCCCGCAGCUGGUGGAGGCGCUGCUCGGCUAUCGGGCCAUUGACAUUGCCUGCGGAUCGGGCGACGCCCAGACGCUGUGCAUCACGGACGACGACAAUGUGUGGAGCUGGGGCGACGGCGACUACGGGAAGCUGGGACGCGGCGGCAGCGAUGGCUGCAAGCCCUACAAGAUCGAGAGCCUGGCCGGCCUGGGCGUCGUCAAGGUGGAGUGCGGCUCACCGUCGGUGGCGCUCACCAAAUCGGGCGCCGUCUACACAUGCGGCAAGGGCGACUUUCAUCGGGCUGGGCCACGGCUCCGGGACCAUGUGCGGCGGCCCAAGAAGGUGGCCGCCCUGCCAAGAAAUUUCUCGAUAGCCACCGGCUCGCUGCACUGUGUCGCGUGCAGCGAUUCGGCGAUCUGACACGUGGGGGACGACGAUGAGGGACAGCUGGGCGAUGGCACGGUCACCGCCAUCCAGCGGCCGCGCCUCGUCGCCGCCCUCCAGGGCAAGCACAUUGUGAAGGUCACGUGCGGAUCGGCCACCCUGGCCCUGUCCACGUCGCAGCUAAGCGAAGGGCUGCGUCCGCUGCCCAAUCCACCGCUGGAAUACGAUCUGGUGCGCGAUCUGGCGCCCGAGGCACUACACGCGCGCCUCAUUCUGCUGCGUCACUUCUCGGAGCUGCUGUGCCCGUGACUGGCCAUGCUGCCGAGCGGGGACCUCAGCCUGGGCGCCCUCAAGGAUGUGCUCGUGUACAACGUCAAGGAGGCGGCCUUCCGCAAGGUCAUCCAGACGACAAUGGUGCGGGACAAGCAGCACGGGCCGGUCAUCGAGCUGAACCGCAUCCAGGUGAAGCGAUCGCGCAGCCGCUGCAACGGCCUCGCCGGCAUCGAUGGCAUGAAGAGCGUCUUCGGUCAGAUGGUCCAGAAGCUGCCGCUGCUCACCCAGGAGGCGCUUGCCUUGCCGCAUCGCGUGUGGAAGGUCAAGUUCGUCGGCGAGAGCGUCGACGAUUGUGGCGGCGGCUACAGCGAAUCCAUCGCUGAGAUGUGCGACGAGCUGCAGAAUGGCAGCGUGCCGCUGCUGAUCAACACGCCCAAUGGACGCGGCGAGGCGGGCGCCAAUCGGGACUGCUUCCUGCUGGAUCCCACGCUCGGCUGUCUGCAGAUGAACAUGUUCCGCUUCCUGGGCGUCCUAGGCAUUGCCAUGCGCGCGGGCUCCCCGCUGAGCAUCAAUCUGGCGGAACCCGUUUGGCGACAGCUGACGGGCGAGGUGCUGCGUCCGCCGGACCUCACCGAGGUGGACCGCGACUAUGUGGCCGGUCUGCUGUGCAUACGCAACAUGGACGACGAUGCCGAACUGUUCAACACGCUGGAGCUGCCCUUCUCCACGUCGUCGGCGGGCCAUGAGGUGCCGCUCUCCACCAGAUACACGCACAUCUCGCCACGGAAUCGGGCCGAGUAUGUCCGGCUGGCGCUCAGCUUUCGGCUGCACGAGUUCGAUGAGCAGGUGAAGGCGGUGCGGGAUGGCAUGUCCAAGGUGAUACCAGUGCCAUUGUUGUCGCUCUUCUCCGCCGCCGAGCUGCAGGCCAUGGUCUGCGGCUCUCCCGACAUACCGCUCGGUCUGCUCAAGUCGGUGGCCACCUACAAGGGCUUCGAUCCGGGCUCGGCACUGGUCGCCUGGUUCUGGGAGGUCAUGGAGGAGUUUACCAAUCAGGAGCGCUCGCUGUUCCUGCGCUUUGUGUGGGGACGCACACGACUGCCGCGCACCAUAGCCGAUUUCCGUGGCAGGGACUUUGUGCUGCAGGUGCUCGAAAAGAAUCCGCCCGAUCAUUUCCUGCCCGAGAGCUACACUUGCUUCUUCCUGCUUAAGAUGCCGCGUUACUCCUGCAAGGCGGUGCUGCUGGAGAAGCUCAAGUAUGCCAUACACUUUUGCAAGAGCAUCGAUACGGAUGAGUAUGCACGCGUGGCCAUGGGCGAACCCACCGAGGCGACUGGCAGCGAGGAUAACAGCGAUCUGGAGUCGGUUGCCAGCCACGAUGGCUAAUUGGAGACCACAACAACAGCCACAAACAGAGCGUAUAACGAACGAAUCUCUAGAGGAGCAGAUCUUAGAUCCAUUUAGUAGAUGGUUGGAUGGAUGAAUCCUUCUCACUCGAUAACCCACUCGCACACUCUCACUCAUUCCAUGGAUAUUUAGGACACACACAAAAAGCCUUCGCACACGUACACAAUGCAUAACACGUGCACACAUAAAUACACACACACACACAUACAUAUAGUAGUACAUACACACGCAUCUAUAUACAUACAUAUAUGGGUAUAUAUAUAGUAAUAUAUUUUGAAUUAGCCCAUGCCACAGAGCAAGAUAGAGCAUAGACAGCGAUGAAACAGAAAGAGAACGAGAUACAGAUAGAGAUAGAGUCAGAGAUAGAGACAGAGACAAAAGUAAGUAAAGAGAAUAGCAGUGAAAGAUAUGAGACAGAUCGAUGGAGCGUUCAUGAAACCAAAAAGCUAAGCGUUAAUGUUAUUUCCAUAAUAUAUAUUAAUAUUACAUAUAUACGUAUGCCAGCAAACGGGGGGUGUUUGCACAUGAUAAAUCUAAAUAUAAAUGUUAGUUGAAGUAAAACCCACUCCACUUCCACAUCUCAUAAUUAUACCUACCAGCCACCAGCCACACCCACACCAGGCUUUAGCGUUAGACCAACCCAAGCCAACCCAACCCAACCCAUCCAAAACCGAAUGAGAAGCAAACUCAUCUUACCACUAGAACAGUUGAUGGAUUGUUAUCCAUGGCAGUAGAGAUCCAAUUAAAGUUUAAAGCAAAGAAAGAAAUGUGUUUGAAGCAACGUAAACAAAAACUCUAUUUAAAAAGUAAAACUAAAACCUAAAUAAAUA